AUUCAUUCAUACCCCAGCGCUUAGAACACCACCAGGCCACAGCUCCCGUCCGAGAGAUAUAGCCACUAAGAGAGAGCGGAAGAAUCGAAUCGCAAAGAGAGGAGCCGCGCUGAGACAACGUCAAGAAUCCGAUUUCGAUUCCGAUUGCGAUUUCGAAUCCGAGGCAAAAAGCUUCAGACUCGGCAGCAGGCGCUUCAUUCUCGAGUUGUGAUCCAACGGGUUAGCAGCUCAGCUCGCAAGCAGUCGCCGUUCGUCGUCGAGCGGCAAGCAGUUCGUUUCAUUUCUACUGGGCGCCAGUACAAGUUCCAUCGAGUGUUUUUGUUAUUCGAAGGCAAAGCGCGAAAAUUAUGCCUUCAGCCACAUUUGUCCUGGAGCAUUUGAUGGCGGCACAAUCGCGACUCGACGAGCAGGCCGCAUCCCCAGCAGAGGUCAAACCCACCAGCACCAUCAACAGCAGCAGCACCACCGUGGCCAAGGCCAUCAAUGUCAAGUCGUACGAAAAGAAGCUGUUGCUGGCUCUCAAGAAGAUUGUGCAAUAAUAAACGAAUGCGGGGUAAACAGCACUCUAUUUGACAAACUGUAGACAUUUCCCCUAAUCGAGCUGACUAAGAUCAAUAAAAAGCAAACAGAGAAGCACAACAAACAGCGGCAAAAAACAAAAACCAAGAAUUCUAGUUUUUGUGCUUUCAGUGUGUGUUCGUGUGUGUGGGCAAGUUGUUACAUAAAACAAAAACAAUAACAAAAUAAAAAAAAAAUAAUAAAAAAACACCCCAGCCGAGACGCAUUUUUCCGCAGUGGAAUACUACUAUCUAAGCUUCUUUUUGUUUUGGUGUGUGCGAGAAAACGAGUGUGAAGAAAAUGCUGUUCAACAAAUGUCUGGAAAAGUUGUCCAGCUCGCUGGGCAAUGUGGUCAAUCACAAGCUGCAAGAGAAACAAGUCUACAACAACAACAAUAUCAACAAUAACAAUAACAAUACGCUAAACAACAACAAUGCCUACAACAAUCAGCGAAACUUUGAGUACGAAAGAGCCAUACAGGCGCACUACGGAAGCAAGGGAAGACGCUCGGAGGAGCGCGAAAGGAGCGGCAAGUUCAAGGCCAGCAAGGGUCGGAAAGCAAAGGUCACCCCACCAACGGAGACACCCGAGGCCCAGGAGCCGGCCUGCAAGAACUGUAUGACCCACGACGAGCUGGCCCAGAUCAUAAAGGGCGUGGCCAAGGGCGCUGACGCGCAACGUAAUCGAGACAACCGACUGCAGCGCAGACGUCGUCCUCUCUCCGCCCAACCCUCCGCCGCUGCCUCCGCCUCCACAUCGACGGAAUCUCUGCACCGUCUUACACCCAGCCCGCAGGCUUCCUACCCGGCCACGCCCACCUCCUGGACAGCCACACCGCCCCAGUUCCCAGCCGCCUUCGGCGGCGCCAGCUGCUCCAACAGCACACUGUCCCUCUUGGCCACCAUGCGCGUCCAGCUCCAUGGUUACACAUGGUUUCAUGGCAAUCUUUCCGGAAAGGAAGCGGAAAAAUUGAUCCUGGAGCGGGGCAAGAAUGGUUCGUUUCUCGUCCGUGAAUCUCAGAGCAAGCCUGGCGACUUCGUCCUUUCCGUGCGCACGGACGACAAAGUAACGCAUGUCAUGAUUCGAUGGCAGGACAAGAAGUACGACGUCGGCGGCGGGGAAUCCUUUGGCACCUUGUCGGAACUGAUCGAUCACUACAAGCGUAAUCCCAUGGUGGAGACGUGCGGAACCGUGGUGCAUCUGCGACAGCCAUUCAACGCCACACGAAUCACGGCGGCCGGCAUCAAUGCCCGGGUGGAACAGCUGGUCAAGGGAGGUUUCUGGGAGGAAUUCGAAUCGCUGCAACAGGACAGUCGGGACACAUUCUCGCGCAACGAGGGCUACAAACAGGAGAACCGCCUCAAGAAUCGCUACCGCAACAUAUUGCCAUACGACCACACGCGCGUCAAGCUGCUGGACGUGGAGCAUAGCGUGGCCGGAGCCGAGUACAUCAAUGCCAACUACAUACGGCUGCCCACCGACGGCGACCUGUACAACAUGAGCAGCUCGUCGGAGAGCCUGAACAGCUCGGUGCCCUCGUGCCCCGCCUGCACGGCUGCCCAGACACAGCGGAACUGCUCCAACUGCCAGCUGCAAAACAAGACGUGCGUGCAGUGCGCCGUGAAGAGCGCCAUUCUGCCGUAUAGCAACUGUGCCACCUGCAGCCGCAAGUCAGACUCCCUGAGCAAGCACAAGCGGAGCGAAUCCUCGGCCUCUUCAUCGCCCUCCUCCGGCUCUGGGUCCGGACCAGGAUCGUCGGGCACCAGCGGAGUGAGCAGCGUCAAUGGACCCGGCACACCCACCAAUCUCACGAGCGGCACAGCCGGAUGUCUGGUCGGCCUGCUGAAGAGACACUCGAACGACUCGUCCGGAGCUGUUUCUAUAUCGAUGGCCGAACGGGAACGCGAGAGGGAGCGCGAGAUGUUUAAGACCUACAUCGCCACCCAGGGCUGUCUGCUCACCCAGCAAGUGAACACGGUGACGGACUUCUGGAACAUGGUCUGGCAGGAGAACACGCGGGUGAUCGUCAUGACCACCAAGGAGUACGAGCGCGGCAAAGAAAAGUGCGCCCGCUACUGGCCGGACGAGGGUAGAUCGGAGCAGUUCGGCCACGCGCGGAUACAGUGCGUCUCGGAGAACUCGACCAGUGACUAUACGCUGCGCGAGUUCCUCGUCUCGUGGCGGGAUCAGCCGGCGCGCCGGAUCUUUCACUACCAUUUCCAGGUGUGGCCGGAUCACGGAGUGCCCGCCGAUCCGGGCUGUGUGCUCAACUUCCUGCAAGAUGUCAACACGCGUCAGAGUCACCUGGCUCAAGCGGGCGAGAAGCCGGGUCCGAUCUGCGUGCACUGCUCUGCGGGCAUCGGUCGCACUGGCACCUUUAUUGUGAUCGAUAUGAUUCUCGAUCAGAUUGUGCGCAAUGGAUUGGAUACUGAAAUCGACAUCCAGCGCACCAUUCAGAUGGUCCGAUCGCAGCGUUCCGGUCUUGUGCAAACCGAGGCGCAAUACAAGUUCGUCUACUAUGCGGUGCAGCACUAUAUACAGACCCUGAUCGCCCGGAAACGAGCUGAGGAGCAGAGCCUGCAGGUUGGCCGCGAGUACACCAAUAUAAAGUACACGGGCGAAAUUGGAAACGAUUCACAAAGAUCUCCAUUACCACCAGCAAUUUCUAGCAUAAGUUUAGUUCCGAGUAAGACGCCACUGACGCCGACAUCGGCGGAUUUGGGCACUGGGAUGGGCCUAAGCAUGGGCGUGGGCAUGGGCGUCGGCAACAAGCACGCAUCGAAGCAGCAGCCGCCGUUGCCGGUGGUCAACUGCAACAAUAAUAACAACGGCAUUGGCAAUAGCGGCUGCAGCAACGGCGGCGGGAGCAGCACCACCAGCAGCAGCAACGGCAGCAGCAACGGUAACAUCAACGCCCUACUGGGCGGCAUCGGCUUGGGGCUGGGCGGCAAUAUGCGCAAGUCGAACUUUUACAGCGACUCGCUGAAGCAGCAACAGCAGCGCGAGGAGCAGGCUCCGGCGGGAGCAGGUAAGAUGCAGCAGCCGGCGCCGCCGCUGCGACCGCGUCCUGGAAUACUCAAGUUGCUCACCAGUCCCGUCAUCUUUCAGCAAAAUUCAAAAACAUUCCCAAAGACAUGAUCGGCUUGCGACCGCCAAGCCAUGCGCCUGCGUUGCCGCCGCCACCGACACCGCCGCGCAAAACAUGACAAAUGAAUUUCUAAGUCGCGACGCCCCCUUGACACGCCCCCUUGACACGCCCCCCUGACACCCACCUCCCUCCACACGCACACAGACCACAUAUGGUUUUCAUUUUAAAUGUCACCCAGCCGCCGCCCCAAACCCAAAACCCAAUCCCUCGACUAUGUUUUACUGUUGUACCACGUUCUACGUUUUUUUUUUUUUUUUAUAAUUGUAAUCUAUAUACUUUUUUGUAAUUGUGUGUAAUGUAAUGUUUAGUUUUAUGUUAUUGUCUCGCUUUAUGUUGUAAGUGUUCCCUGCACACGAAAAGCAGUAACCCCACCACCACCCCAAAACCCAAAACCCAGCAUAUUUAUGUAGUAGUAUUGUAAGAAUCCCCGAACCGGUAGUUGAGGAUACAAUCUGGGCGGAACUGCAGCAGAUCCGCCAAAAAACAAAAACACAUUUUUAAGCAGAAUCGCAGCAACAAAAUAUAACACCCGUUCCCUGUUCCAAACCGCUUGAAUUUGGUGGAAUCGGCCUUGAUAGUAUUUCACUUUCUUGAAAAUAUUCGCUUUAGAUAAGAAAAUUGACUUGUGACAAAUAUUUACAUGUAUUGCGCUGGUUACAAACCACAAAAGUUGCUUAACUUUAAAUUUUACGAAUCGACAUUUAUGAUAUUUCGCAUGCUUGAAAAUAGUUGUAGUUUCCUAUUUGGGAAUCAUUGAAAAAUCCAUUUAUAAAGCGAAAUCCAGUUCUGGCACGUUCAAUUUGAAUCGGUUAAUUUCUAAUCUAGUUGGCGAAAAAGUGAAGAAAAGUGAAGUCCACCUCCUCCAAAUUCAACUUGAAACGGAAACGGGUUACCGGUUGGAGUGCAAAUAAAGUUUUUAGUGUAGUAAGUGUUGACAAAAUCGAUAGAGAAGAAAUUAGAGGAGUAACUGAGGCAGUAAGCACGUAACGAUAAUGAUACAAAAAGCGUUGAUUGUGAUUCGAGUGACAGCGAGAACAGAAACUGAAACAGUAACAGUAACAGUAACAGAUGAGAACAGAUGCGAAUGGGAUCAGUACAGAACAGAACAGAACAGCGGAGACGCCAACCGAACAGAACAGAAAUGAACAGAAGAGAAGAGAACAGAUUAGAGGUAAAAGAAAAAGCUAAGAAGCGCUUAAGCGUGUCGUCCCUAGAAUAAGAAAACUAAUAUUACAGCUCCACAGAUCCAGAUUCAGAUCCAGAUCUAUAUCUCUAGCAGCCAAUUUCUGAUUUCCCCUUCCCUCUUAGUUUUCCCAUUAAUUUAGUGAUUGUGUGUAUAUUUUUAAUUGUAUAUUGAAGAUUAUUUAUAGCGAUUGUCCAUUGUGUUACAUUUCAAAUGUUCGAAAGAAUUGUAUUUAGAAAGUUUGUACUUUAGAAAUUAUGCAUUAAUUGUGUGUCUGUGUCUCUCUACCCAGUCUCCCUAUCUCUGUCUCUCUCUCUCUCUCUCCCUCACUGUCUAUGCACGAGUGUUUUCUUAACUAAGUUUAUUAUUUCAACGCUGAAGCGUAAUCAAACUAUAUAUGCAAUAUUUAAGCACAGUACCUUGGGCGCUGCAAAGAAAUUAAAAAAUUUUAAAAUAAAAACAAACUGCUAAAUCAUAAAUACAAAAUAUAUACAGGAAGGAAUAAUAGCAGCGAAAUGUAAAUCAAUUAGAUUAUUGUGCAAAUUUGAGUAAUAUAUUUAAAACAUACCCUUAUUUUAUCUUAUUUAACUUUAUGCUUUUGUAAGUGCUUUAAAUUGUUAUUCAUCUUGAUCUUGCAAAAAAAUGAAAAAACCACAAAACUGAAAAACGAAUACAAAACUAAAAAACAACACAAAUUAUAUUUGUAUUUAUACAGAAAAAUAAAACAUUUUAUAUGCGAUACACGAUAGCACAUUAUUUUUUAUUUUCCCUGCAUGUUUGUUGAACGCUUUUCCCUUUUUGGUUCUCAACUUCAGUUAUGUUACCACACAUCACCAACGAACUGAAAGAAACCCGAACACUUUGGAACAUAGCCUUAUAUAAAACGCCUCGACGACCAAGACGGAAAGUUGAAUCACACCACGGAGAAGAGGGAGACAUCUCCCCUCUCCCAGUUAGAACAAUAAGUAAUCAUGUGUUCACCCCCACCACCCACACGAAUCUAAACUGACCCCUGACCUUCCACCAAAGACACUAGAAUAAUAUUAUUCUAAUGUCUUUGCUUCCACCCACCAUCUGAGCACUAGCGGGUGAUCCCGAUCGGACGACAAACGUGUGUGUAAGUGCGUGAUCUAGUACUUUAUAUAGUUAGCCUAUAAUACGAUUAUUCAAACGGAAUAUGUCGAAGCCUGGCUUCGACUGGGCGGCGACCUAGUGGCCCCCAAAAAACGAAGGUGAAUCCGAAUAUGAAUCCCACUGGGGAUACGAUAUGUUUUGAUCUUGGAGCGCGGGGCGAACAAAGUCGCGCGCUUCUUGUGUUGAAUUUUUAUAGCAUAUAGAAAGAGGUGGAUAUCGGAUAUGGAUAUUGAAGAACGCAGUCCAAUGGAGCAGCCGGCGGAGGGAGAGAUGAAUGCCAAAGCACAAAAGCCAACAGCAACAAAACACCAAUAGGCCUCAUCGCAGUCAUUUGACCACAAAUCUGACAAACAACGAUGUUAUAAUCAAUAAGAGCGAACCAAAAUCAAAAUAACGACGUGAAUAUUGAGGGAGGGAUCGAUGGAGACCCAAACACCAAAACAAAAAAAAAAAAAAACAAAAAAAACAAGAGCAAGGAAACGCUUUAAACUUAAAUAAUUCUAAAAUUGUAUCUAGGCAAUAUCGAAAUGUAAACCACACACCAACUAUCCAUAGUAGACAAACAAACAAACACCAAGAAAAAAUUGCUUGAGUGACUUACUUUAGAUAACGAUAUUCUCGGGUAGGACCUCGAAACCCCAGCAACCUCGGACCUCAACCGAUUUCCUCGUGCCCUCGACCCGAAUCCAACCCAACGUCCCCUCCUCCAGUACGUCUAUAAGCUAACCACGCGAUCCAACCUCAACCCGUGUUCAUAAUCCGAUGAGAAGUUGUGCGAUUUUUAGUGAAACCUCGGUGCGGUUUCGAUGUUGCAAGAAUUAAAACCAAAUAGAGACGACGUUUUCUUUGUUCAAAUGUUGCCAAUUUGCAAAAUACAAGUGUUAAACUACCAUAUAGUAUAUGGAGUAUGAAUAAUAUAUAUUUAGAUGCGAAAUACAGCUCAGUACUCAGCUCAGAAGCAUUUUCAUUGAGCCCAAAACGAGACGGCGAGGCAAACGUUUAUGUAUCGGUAUACAAGAAGCAGCUGAGAGGUAGUUCUCCUGCCAUAUAAAAUAUUAAUCGACCCAAAAACAUUAGAAAUCCGUGUAGAAUACUGCGAUUUGAUUGAAACUAUAGAUAACAAUCGAGAACAAAAUGGUAAACGAGCCCACGACGAAACGCGAUUGACGCAAUAAACAAAGUUUUCGUAGCUCUAGAUCGUAAGAUAAACAAAUUAAUGAAACGCAACAAAACGAUCGCGAAAUCGAGACAAAAGGCAACACCAAAUAAAUUGUAAACAAAACCAAAGUCGUUGUAAUGUUGAAGCAAAUCUAUAUGUAAAUCAAUCUGCAAGCGCUAACUAAACGUAACAAACAUAAAAAUUAAACACAGCCACAAAAUAUUAUUAUGAAAUUAAAUUGAAACCUUAAGAUGCAUAGCUGUUCGAAACAUUAUACCGAUAACAAUAUUGAAGAUAUAUUCUACAUUUUUAUGUGUCUGCAUAUUUGAAAGAAAAAUAUAUAUAAUUGAAUAAACCAUAUUUCAAAUAACCUUUCGGAAAAUUACCAUGUGUUUUUAGAAUGAGUGACUACUACCCACAUAUUUGUUUCAAUAUCCACAUAUUUGGCAAGAAGGUACGAAAUGAACAAUUCCAAUAAAACU
Drosophila melanogaster (fruit fly) is the source of this 7664-nucleotide messenger RNA. It is a transcript of the gene csw, whose product is annotated as corkscrew. The record is from RefSeq and is marked reviewed. Gene Ontology annotation, molecular function: protein tyrosine/serine/threonine phosphatase activity; hydrolase activity; protein tyrosine phosphatase activity. Gene Ontology annotation, cellular component: cytoplasm. NCBI's taxonomy places the organism in Eukaryota, Metazoa, Arthropoda, Insecta, Diptera, Drosophilidae. Gene Ontology annotation, biological process: anatomical structure morphogenesis; neuron development. Bases 859 to 3696 code for a protein of 945 amino acids. The transcript is spliced from 8 exons.